Messenger RNA from Cyprinus carpio (common carp), 2861 nucleotides. RefSeq lists its product as uncharacterized. Gene Ontology annotation, cellular component: sarcoplasmic reticulum; membrane. Gene Ontology annotation, molecular function: signaling receptor binding. Lineage: Eukaryota; Metazoa; Chordata; Actinopteri; Cypriniformes; Cyprinidae. The record is from RefSeq and is a predicted model, not a curated record.
AAAGUACAAAGAAAGAUGAUGAUGAUGACCAACAAGAUGACAUAUACAUCCAUUGCUGUUGGUAUUAUAGCUGAUGCUGGUGUUACAGUCGCUGAUGCUGAAGUGCAAGAAACUGGUGAGGAAUCUAUACUUCUUAAAGCUGAUGGCGAUUCAAAGCUAUUAACAACCAUAGAAGAGAGUGAUGAUGCAGUGGCUGAUUUAGCUGACUCACAAGAUGGCUUGAGCGCUACUGAUAUCCCAUUUGAUGACCUUGAUAAUAAGAUAACAAAAGAGCUAGCUGACGAUCAUGGUGGGGUUUCAGAAGACAGUCUUAAAGAUGAGACUGGUGCUGGAAUGAUAGAAGCUGACUCUGAGAAAGAUAUAACAAGUGAAGGUGAGGGUGUUAUUGAGGAGCCUGAGCUAGCUGAUGAUGUUGCAGAUAAGGAGGAGCAGGAGGAAGAGGGAAAAGAGGAGGGAGAGGAACAAAUAAGGGGUGAGGAUGAUGAUGGUGCUGCUGCUGAUGAUGAUAUUAUAGUAACAGCACCUGUAGUUAGUUCCGAACCAGGUGGAGAUGAGACAACAGUGGUGGCUGAUGAAGAUGAUGGCUCUUCACCUGAGACAGACAUAACAACCCUGAAAGAAGAGGAGAAAGAUGAAAAGGAUGAAAGCGCAGAGGAGGUGGAAAUUGCUGAAAAAGCACCAGAACCAGAACCGGUCCCUAAAGUGGCAGCCGAGGAAGUGAAAGAAAAAGAAGCAGAGGAGCCUGUGGCAGAGGCUGAAAAAGAAGACAAACAAAAAAAGGCCUCUACCUGUCCUUGUAUGCAUUCAGUAAUACAUAAAGAGCCUCAAAAAGCCCAAGACACUAAACCAAAGGAAGAAAAAGCUGAACCUGAUGAAGUAAAGAAAAGAGAAGCUGAGACUAAGAGAAAGGAACCCCUGCUUAAACAGAGAAAAGAAAAAGAGUCUCCAGUAAGAACAAGACUAGAGAAAGCAAAGAAAGCUCCAAAAGCAAAGACAGCAGCUGUCAACAUACCCAAAAAGAAAAUAUCUCAAGCAUCAGAGGAUGUAGAAUUGUCAGCUGCUCCAGCUCCGGUUCAGGAUCUUCCUAUAUGCCGACCAACACCUGUGUACUGCCCAACGCCCCCUGGCUGGUAUGUGCAUCAUAUAGUUACAAGUAGCCCAUUACCACCAUCCGCUAUUCCAGAAUCAGAAGUUCCAAUUUUAACAACUCAACAAGCUCCUACUGUACUGAAAGAACCAGAAGCUGCUAUGGCAAAACCUAAACAAGCCCAUAAAAAGAAAGAACCAAAAGAAAAAGCCAAAGUAGCUCCUACAAAGAAGGAGCCCACAGUUACUAAAGCCAAAGUAAAACUUUCAGUGGCAAAGAAAGAGCCAACAGCUGUGAAAGAGAAGUCUAAAAGGACAGAGCGAAUGAUCACUAAAGAGAAGGCUAAACCUACCUCUAAUAAGAAAGAAGAGAAAGCUGUAAAAGAAGUGAAGCCCAGAGCAGAGGUCAAAAAGAAGGCUGCACCAACAUUGAAAGCCAAUCAAGCCAUUAAAGAAGUUGUGGCUGAAGCACCAGCACCAGCACCAACAAAAGAUCUGAAAGCGGAGGAAAAUGUCACAGAGGGGAAAAGGCCAGGCAAGAUACCAUACUUCCAGUGUGUUUUAAUGAGUUCUAAAUCCAGUCAAUAUCCACUGCGCCCAAUGUCCCCGGCUAUGAGUCCAGCUGUUAACCCCACCAUGAUGAGAGCCAUGAUGGAGCAGAGGGCUGCUUUACUGCAGCAGAAAGCCCAUGCAGCUGGCCAGUAACUGGGCAACAAACCCCGUCCGGCCCUGGCAGGUGAAAACUGCUUAUGAAAUUCUGUAAAAACACAGUGCUGCUAGGCUCUCAAGAGCUGUCCACCUAAACCAUCAGAGACUUUAACAAAUAAUGAGUGGAGGUCCCUGGUUUUUCAGUGGACACUCUCCAUUCUUUCAUAAGUGUUUUUUUUUUAAUUAUUAUUAUUGUUAUUAUUAUUAUUUUAAAUCUGAUCAGUUUCACAGUUUUGACAAAAAAAAGAAUAUGCAAUUACAUCAAAGAAAUCUAAAUUAAUUAUAAUGUACAUUUUGGAAUAUAUUUAAUGCGUAAACACUUGUCAAAGAAAUGUUGUGUUACUGGGUAGAUUUACUUUUUUAUUUAUUUGAUAUCUUAAAUCGUCUGUUUACAUUUUUUAUUUUUUUAUUUUUUUGCAGGGAAGAUUCUGCUGUUUUUUUCUUAUUGUACAUGAGACUAGCAGUGCAGCAAAUUUAGAACUCGUUAAAUAAUUUAAAUGUUGCUCUAAAUAUUCAUUUAUUUAUUUUCUAUAUCAGACUAUAUGAUCCCAUUACGGAAAGAAGUCUAACAGCACACAUUCACUAAAGGCCUUAUCUUUUAGCCCAGGCCAUUUCCUUUGACUCACUGGUAAUGAGAUAAUGUGUAGAGCAUCUGGGUUCUACCAGGGUCUGCGAUCUCUCUGCAUUUGUAUGCAUGGCCAUUAGAAAACAGGAGGAUGGAAUCCGAUUUCUAUCUUAACCAAUGAAAAGAGCUUGCAUGCUUACAGAAUUGAAAGAGACGUUAAGAAAUGAAGGCACACAAAAGUCUACAGCCUUUAAAUAAUGAAAGGCUUGUAUUUUACUUGACUGAGACUUUUCUAGUUUCUAUUUAGUUAAUGGAAACUCUUAUUGGAGAUUAUUAGAUUUAUGGUAACGAAUUGAAUAGUGUAUCACUAUGUAAAGACUUCAGACUUUUCAUGUACAGGUAAAACCUGUACUAAAUCAUUGUUGAUUUCUCUGUCAUAUCUUGCUGGAUUUUAUCUUGGAGUGGGCAAAAGUCAGAUAAUAAAGUAAUCACUUUGUGCAAA